Musa acuminata subsp. malaccensis (wild Malaysian banana) is the source of this 698-nucleotide messenger RNA. The record is from RefSeq and is a predicted model, not a curated record. Lineage: Eukaryota; Viridiplantae; Streptophyta; Magnoliopsida; Zingiberales; Musaceae.
CUUCUUCUUCUCCAUCCAUAUGUGGAUCUCAGCGCCAGCCUCCGCUUCUCCGGCGGCUUCGCCACCAACCCCUACCACACUAUCACAAAGAGGGAGGCAGCGACAGGGAUGGGACGAUGCAGAUAGACCGAUGCCCGUUUAUGCUUCCGCUCGUUCGGUCCCGGCAGCGGAGGGGACGUCGCGGGCCGCGGCGGAAGCCAGCGGUGUGAGCUUCCCUCAAAUGCGCGCUGGCUUAGCCUUUGAGCUGUUCUGUCACAGGGAAACGGGGCCGCCGGCAGUGGCGGAGAAGAAUGACGAGAAGGGAGGCGGUGAUGGGGAGGAUGGGUUGGGCGGUGAGAGGACUCGCGCACUGCAUGUUCCUCUCUGCUCUCGUUGGAUGGAAGAAGAAGACCACUUCUCUGGUAUUCGUUGUUUUGGAUAAGGAGCGACAUCAAAUUGGGCCAAUCCAAGGCCGGUUAGUGGACCGGCCCAAUUAUGCAUGGGCAAUCAUUCUUGGCUCCUGUGGGAGUUCAGUUACCUUGGCGAAGGAGAGGCGAGCUUGGGAGCAUUCCAGCUUGACACUUAAAUUAGAGUCAUUGAGGCUUUUGGGCAGCUUCUUUGGGCUCCAAUCCCUUGGGGGGAAAUAUUGCAGGAUUUUGGCCCUUGGAGAGAACCCAUUUUUUGCAGGAACAUCAUAGGUGGCAAAAGGUUCACUGAAU